AUGCUGUUGAGUAAGCCCACUUAUGGAAGAAAAACUAUCACUGGUGAGGACAAUCUCUCUUUGCUAGAUAUGAACUUAAAAGAUAAUGACAAAAUAUUGAUCAUGGAAAGGUUAUCAUCGUCAAUGAAGGAUGAUCCUGGUUUUUCGGCCCUUGUGGCCUAUGAGAAAGCAAAUUUGUUAGGACUACAGAAACAGCACGAGCAAAUCGAAACCGAUCUCAAUGACAAAUAG
Cooperia oncophora is the source of this 231-nucleotide messenger RNA. The record is from the annotation of a GenBank genome assembly. Lineage: Eukaryota; Metazoa; Nematoda; Chromadorea; Rhabditida; Trichostrongylidae.